Molecule: messenger RNA, 2490 nt
Organism: Bipolaris oryzae ATCC 44560
Lineage: Eukaryota; Fungi; Ascomycota; Dothideomycetes; Pleosporales; Pleosporaceae
Exons: 6
Coding region: 1-2490 (829 amino acids)
Biological process (GO): C-terminal protein methylation
Cellular component (GO): membrane; endoplasmic reticulum
Molecular function (GO): protein C-terminal S-isoprenylcysteine carboxyl O-methyltransferase activity
Source: RefSeq, a predicted model, not a curated record
AUGGCUUCAAAUGGCUCAUCCUCGGGUAUCAACAUCUCGUUACCUGGAAACCCGGGGAACGGAAAUGGACCAUGGGCCCCUGGAACAGGAGACAGGCAGCCCCCGAACGGAGCUCCCGCCACUCAGCCAAGGAACCCAAACAUUAUCUCUCAAGAUUUCUAUCCCCACGGCAAGCGCUCGCUGUCAGGCAUUGCUGUGCGUGCGUUUUGCUUAGGUUCCGCCCUUGUUUCUGGCCUUGCUGGAGCUGCGAUUCUCGCAUAUCACGGCAACCAUCUAUGGCGACCUUGCCUGUUCCUUAGCACGCUUGCUCUCUUCCACUUCCUCGAGUUCUAUACAACAGCCGCAUACAACACUCCAGUUGCCAAAGUUGCAUCCUUUCUUCUCAGCAACGGUGAUCAGUACCGCAUAGCUCAUACCAUGGCCUUUACCGAGACAAUCAUCACAUCCUAUUUUUUCCCCGGCUACCAAUCCUACAUCCACCGACCAUGGGUCAUCGCAAUCGGAGUCAUUCUGAUUGCAAUUGGGCAGACUGUCCGCAGCAUUGCAAUGAUACAAGCUGGCACCAAUUUCAACCACAUGGUACAAUCGAGCAAGAACGAUGGCCACGAACUCGUGACACAUGGACUAUAUCACUACUUUCGACACCCCUCUUACUUUGGCUUCUUUUGGUGGGGCAUCGGGACGCAGAUCAUGCUGGGAAAUACCUUUUGCUUUCUGGCAUACACUGCUGUUCUUUGGUCAUUUUUCAAGAGACGCAUUUUCCAUGAAGAGAAGCAUUUACUGGAAUUCUUUGGCAGUGAUUAUAGGGAAUACAAGGCGCGAACGCGUGCAUCUCGUUUACCUGCAGCUAUGCACCGCUCGCGAUGGGCAGACCCGCCACCAACUGCUUCGAAAGGUGCCAUGUCGCAAAGUGCUGCCCCCUUGACGAAACCAAGCAGCCCCGCUGUCCAGCCCGUCGCCAAACCGGGUGCGUUGAAACUCAAGAAGAGUGCCGUCAAGAUUUUGGGAGCUGCUAGCCAUCCAACUUCUCCUUCUACUCCAUCUGCAGUGUCCAUUCCACUACCGAUGACACCCACCGCUUCUCUGUCAGAUAAACUGGAGCCUUUGGUAGCUGAGUCGUCGAUCAGUGUAUCGACAAUCUCCAACGCAAAGGCAGGCCCAUCUCAGAAGGAGGAUCCAAAUUCUGAGGACACAUCUGCACAGAUUGAUGCUCUUUUUGCCCGCCUGAACAGUAAGGACUGCAAGCUCUCUGCUCUCGCUACAGGCAGCAGCAUGGCAUUCGGAAACCAUAAGAAUGUGGCACCGAUUGAAGGCCUUCCAAGCUCUACAACAGCUACUCCGGUCACAGAAUCAACUUCCAAACAGACUACCACAGAUGGCCUACCAAAGCCCGUUCAGGAAACGGAACAAUCUACAGGCAUCACUCAAGCGGAGCUUGAGAACGAGUACAUGAGCAGGGCUAGCGCGUAUAUGGAUGCUCUUCCGGAUACCAAGGAGGGCACGCCACAGCUCAUCAAGGUCGUCUCCAACAAAAUGCGUGUGGUGUAUAAACCACUCACAAGCAUGGAUACGAAAGAAAAGGAUGUUCUCAAGGCAAGGUUUGCGUUUGCCAUAGCCAACUACCUCAACAAAACCUUACGAAAAGGCCCAACGGAGUGCACGGCUUCUUUUAUCAAACAGAAACUGGAGGACGCCGAUGGCGACUUUCUCAAAUUUUGCGCCAUGCUUGUAGAAGAGAAGCGUAUGUCGUUAGAGACACUGGAUGAUGUUACCGGACUGGUCAAGGCUCUGCUUGAUAUCCUUCCCAAGGUGGAAUUGACCAUUGUCCCAGACAUGCGAGGAAGUAAGCUGGUGCUUGAGGAUCCGGUCGACAGUAUGAAAACAUGGCCAACGGCAGAGAAGCGUAAUGCCACUGCAUCUCCUCGUACAUGUAUCCUUAAGGGCGUCUCAGCCGUCACCAAUAUCAAUCAGCUUCAGGCUUUAGUGUGGGGCGGAAGACUUGAGUCCAUCUCUAUGCCAGAGCCUGGCUCCUCGAACGCUCUUGUCAAGUUCCUCACACCUGAUGGCUGUAAGAAGUAUCAUGCGGAUACUAUCAAUGGCAUAGAGGUUGUCGGAGACAAGAAAUCGGCCGUGGUUUUUGUUGAGCUGGCUGAAGGUCCAAACUCCACCAACGAUAUCAUCCAGGGUUGCAUCGAUAACGGCAUGACUCGUUGUGUCCGGGCUAUUGGAAAAGUAGACUACACCGACGCGCAGCUCAUGGAACUUGCCAAAGGGAAGAGCCAGGUCAACAAGCGCGUGGUUGACCGCAUCAAGCAUGGGAAGAAUGCCCGCGGCCAUGAGUACAUUGAAUUCCGCUUUGCCAACAUCUACCACGCACUCAGUUUCAAGCGUGAGCUUAUGAACAACGAGGACUGGGGGCAUUGCAACAUCUCACACGCACCUGAUCCAUGCGAGCUUGCAACCGGUGUUCGCUACAAGGACAACGAAUAA